Molecule: messenger RNA, 2629 nt
Organism: Hevea brasiliensis (rubber tree)
Lineage: Eukaryota; Viridiplantae; Streptophyta; Magnoliopsida; Malpighiales; Euphorbiaceae
Product: bZIP transcription factor 17
Exons: 2
Coding region: 109-2406 (765 amino acids)
Cellular component (GO): nucleus; endoplasmic reticulum membrane
Molecular function (GO): DNA-binding transcription factor activity
Source: RefSeq, a predicted model, not a curated record
ACAAAUUCUCUGAUAAUCUUACAGGAAGCCGUGUGGAAGGAAGACCCCUAAAGUCUUCCUCUUCAAAACCCUCCACUUCUCAAAACCUAACCGGUAACCACCUCUACAAUGGGCGUAGGCGACACUAUCCUCGCCGUUCAUCCACCGCCACCAACGGAUUCUAAUCAUUCCAUAGAUGAUUUCGAUUCCCUCCCAAUCCCUCCCCUCGAUCCCUUGUUCCUCUCUGCGCAAAAUUCCUCAUCCACCACCAUGUCUGGAGGGGAAAACCUUGUCUCCGAUUUACCCUUUUCCCUUGACGAUAGUUACGAUUUUGACAUCACCUUCCACGAUCUCGACAGCUUCUACUUUCCCUCCGAGAACGAGCACUUCUCUAUCCCCAACCACGACGUUUCUCUUCAAUCGGGUCCUAUCGAUGGUUUUGUUGAUGGUUUCACAGUCCAUGAGGCGAAAUCUGAUUGGCUUGAGUCGGGGAGCUCUGGAAUUUGUGGCAAUCAUGGUUCUGAUGUUUCUAAGUAUUUGAAUUGCUCGCUCUCGGAGUCUAGAAGUUGUAAUUCGGCCGAUCUAAGCUGCAAUUCUGAUAGGGGGUCGAAUUUUGCCUCGCCGAUAUCUUCUCAGGGCUCCGGAAAUGGUGGUGCGGGUGUAUCUGAAGCCAUGAAUGCUCCUUCUCCUGAUUCCGGUGCAUUUUUGGUUGAUCAGAAGAUCAAACUCGAAGGAGUAAAUGCCAAAAGUGGUGGCUUACCAAAGAGAAAGAAAGAGACCACUAGCGAGGAUGUUAAUGGCGAAACAAGAAAUCUAAAGUACCUAAGGUCAGAGAAUGCCGACCCAUAUUUGAAGGCAAAUUCUCUGUGUGGUAAUUUUGUUGAAUUGAGUGAAGAGGAGGAGAAAAGGAGGGCAAGGCUGAUGAGAAAUCGAGAGAGCGCGCAGCUUUCAAGGCAGAGAAAGAAGCAUUACGUGGAGGAGCUGGAAGACAAGGUGAGAACUAUGCAUUUAACCAUUGCGGAAUUAAAUAGUAAAAUUUCAUUUUUUAUGGCUGAAAAUACUAGUUUGAAGCAGCAGUUGAGUGGCAAUGGUUUGUGUCCUUCUCCUUUGUAUCCACCAAUGGCUCCCAUGCCAUAUUCGUGGGUGCCGUGUGCCCCUUAUGUUGUUAAGCCGCCAGGGUCUCAGGUGCACUUGGUUCCAAUCCCUAGAUUGAAGACUCAGCAGCCUGUGUCAGCUGUGAAAGCUAAAAAGGCAGAGGCUAAGAAAGCUGAAGUUAAGACUAAGAAGGUUGCUAGUGUUAGUUUUUUAGGUUUGUUAUUUUUCAUUUUGUUGUUUGGUGGAUUGGUGCCAAUUGUGAAUGUUAAGUUUGGAGGAGUCAAGGAGAAUGGUGCUAAUGGGUUCGGUUUUGUUAGUGAGAAGUUUUAUGAUCAGCAGAGAGGCAGGGUCUUUGGAGCUCACGGGCAUUCAAAUGAGUCCCAUGAGAGUAUGGCUGUUGAGUUUUCUAAUGGGAAUUUACAUGUUGGUAGUAGAAUACAGUGUGGGAGAGGCAGUGAUGGAUGUUUGGCGUAUGAUGUGGAGAUGAAAGGAGGCUUGGAGCAUCUACCAGACUCAGACAAAUUUACCCAACUUGCUAAUGCUAGUAAUAAGCCGCUUGCAGCAUCUUUGUUUGUGCCAAGGAAUGAUGAGCUUGUCAAGAUUGAUGGUAACUUGAUAAUUCAUUCUGUUCUGGCCAGUGAGGCAGCUAUGGCCUCACAUGAGGAUCCUGAAGUAAAUAAAAAUAAGGAGACGGGUUUGGCAAUCCCAAUAGACUUAUUUCCAGCCCUUGCCUUCCCUGAUGUUGGAACCAAUAGAGGGAGGCAUUCUCACUUAUAUCCGACUGCUAAAGAGCCACAGAAGGCCCUUACUUCUGCUUCUUCUGAUACUCCAAAGGAUAAAAAGUCAUCUGCAGCUGAUGGUAAACUCCAACAGUGGUUCCAUGAAGGCCUUGCUGGGCCAAUGUUAAGUUCUGGCAUGUGCAAGGAAGUGUUCCAGUUUGAUGCCUCACCAUCUCCAGGAGCUAUUAUUCCCGCUUCCCCAGUUACAAAUAUUACGGCAAAGCACCAGCAGAAUGCUACACACCACAACAAGGGGAAAAACAGAAGGAUUCUCCGAGGUCUUCCAAUUCCCCUACCAGGUUCUGACCUGAAUAUUACUGGGGAACGUGUUGGAAAUUCUCAAAAAGACAACUUCCAAGGUAAUAAAUCUGUCUCGCCCAUGGUUGUCUCUGUGCUUGUUGAUCCCAGAGAGGCUGGCGACAGCGAGGUUGAUGGCGUGAUUACACCCAAAUCCAUUUCUCGGAUUUUUGUAGUUGUGCUCUUAGACAGUGUGAAGUAUGUUACUUAUUCAUGUGUGCUUCCACGCUCUGGUCCUCAUUUAGUGACAACCUGAGAGGAACGGAAACAGUUGGAGUCACGGAUUGAAAAACCCAACCCAAAUUUAGCUCCCAGUUUUGUAUAUAUAACAGAGUAAUAAGUAGCUCUAAUAACAAUGUUAACCUCCUAAUGUACUUCCAACUUUCCUUGCCAUCAGAAUGUUAACCUGUCGAGAGUCGUACUGUUAUUAUAAUAUCUUUAAAAUUGUAAUGUUUCUAAAAUAUGGCUUGGAUUCGGAA